AUCUUUCCUUUCCCCCUUUUUCGCUUCAAAAUAAAUUCCAUUUUCCCCUUUCUUUGUCACUUUGAACUCUUCUGGACUCUACAACCCAUUUCUCCAUUCCCAACUACACCCAUUCUUCUAUUCUUCUUCUUUCAUUUCUUCAAUCUCAAUUAAUUCAAUCCAAAGUAACAACCAAGGUCUCUUUUUCUCUAUCUUUGGAUUCAUUUUCAAGCCAUAUCCACUUCUUUGUUUGCUUUUACUACUGCUGUCGGAGAGGCUGUUCUCGAGUGAAAUUAGAGGAGCUUGGUGUGUAGUAUGUGCCAUUGUUGUGGUGCUGCGAUAACAGAUUCAAAUGGAAAAAAUUUGGAGAAUGGUACUUCUCAUCAAUUAGAUGAUGCAGGCACCGUGUGUUUGUGUAGAGUUUGCAAAGAGAAUCAAGAGCAAGAAAUGAUGAAGUCAGACAAUAGAAGUUCGAGUGAAGCACCGACGUUAAGUCCAAUGCCUUCGCUGUCAAGCUGCAAUAGUGAUUGUUCAACUGUGGCAAAUUUAGAUGUCAGGGAUGGUCAAGAAAGUGCAACAGGAAGUAGCCAAGAAGAUAUCGAUUGUAGGCAAGAAAGGAUGUCACGUAACUCGAGUGAAGUAGCUCAUAGCAAUGAUCAACUCAGUGGUAGAGAUGAUGGAAGUGUCAUGUCAAAUAGUCAAGAAACAACACAGAACGCCUCUGGUGUUCCUGUCAAUGCAGAUCUUGAGCAAUCUAAUUCUAAUUGGAUGGAUCCUGAUCUGUGGGAUCCUCCAGAGCCAGAGGACCCAGAGGAUCACAUGGAGGGUGGGAUGGGUUACAACGAUGAUGAUGAUGAAGAAUUUGGUGAUAACUCAGAAUGGAGCACGGCAAGUUCCUUUAGUCGCUCUGUGGAUGAAACCAGUGUUAGCUAUAGGUUUAAAGAGGAAAAACAAAGGGCAUUGCAACAGGUUAUGAAUGGGAAGCACAAGGCUUUCAUACGCGAUCUUCUUAAAUUAGGGGAGGAUAGUGAAAAUUGGGUGGAUAUAGUUUCUUCUUUGUCUUGGGAAGCUGCCACAUUUUUGAAGCCUGUAGUAAAUGGUAAAGCGAUGGAUCCAGACGCUAAUGUAAAAGUGAAGUGCAUUGCAACAGGUACUCGCAACCAAAGUCAAUUUGUCAAGGGCAUGGUAUUCAAGAAGCAUGCAGCUCACAAACACAUGCCGACACAUUGUAAGAACCCAAAGUUAAUACUGAUUCAAGGCAUGCUUGGUGAGGCUCCAAUAAGUAGACUGUCUUCAUUUAAUUCAAUGGAUCAGGAAAAUGAUUUUACGAAUCAUGUUAUAGAGAUGAUUGAAGGUUGCACUGCGAAUGUGAUUUUAGUUGAAAAAACUGCAGCGCGAGUUAUCCAAGAAGCAAUUCUCAAGAAAGGCAUGACAUUAGUGCUUGAUAUGAAGCUCCACCGUCUGCAGAGAAUAGCUCUUUGUACUGGUUCACCAAUUUUAACAUCUGAAACUUUAAUGAGCCAAAAGACAAGACAGUGUGAUGCUGUUUAUUUUCAAAAGAUUGUAGAAGAACAUGCUGGUGUUUUGGAGGGAGGAAAGAUGCCAACUAAAACUUUAAUGUUCAUUGAGGGCUGUCCAACACGUUUGGGUUGUACGAUUUUGCUGAAAGGAGCUCACAGUGAUGAACUGAAGAGGGUUAAGAUUGUUGUGCAGUGUGCCGUUGUUAUGGCAUUUCACUUAAUAUUAGAGACUUCUUUCAUUGUUGACCAGCGUGCUAUGUUUGCAACUAUUCCAUUUGGUGGAGUACCAGCUACUGCUUCAUCUGAUCGCCAAUCACCUUUAGAGCCUCGUAGCCCAAACGUGGGUAAAGCCGAGAGUGCAAGUGAUAAAAGUGAACAACCAACAAAUAUUUGUAUUUCACGUGGAUCCCAUGAGGAGACAUCCACUGGAUCAAACAUGGAGUUGGCGGAAAAGCUAAUAAUGUCCUCUGAACCAGAACCAUAUAAUCCGGCCAUAUUUUCUGGAUUCUCAUCCAUUUCUGAUUCCUUAAAGAGAGUUAUGGGGGAAAGUUUCCUUUCAUCCUCUCCCUAUCAGUCAUUGUCUUCUUAUUUUGGACAUGGGAGUGACCUGAGUGGCUUGGUUGCAAAGUCUGGCUCAAUUCCAUCUACUCCACAGGCAGUCUAUCAGUUUGAUGUGGAAGUUAAGGGUAGUUCUGAUGAAGAGAAUUCAGUUCAUGAAUCGUCUGUGUCACAUCAAUCAACCUUGGAAGGCCUUGGAUUCCAUGAAACUGCUCUUAACUAUUCUGUAGACACAAUGCAGAAGAAAAUGUCAUUGGAUUCUCAGAGUAUUUUGGUUUUGAUGUCGAGCCGAAAUGCAUUGAAGGGAGCCAUUUGUGAGCAGAGCCAUUUUUCACAUAUUGUGUUCUACAAGCAUUUUGAUGUUCCUCUUGGGAAAUUUUUACAAGAAAAUUUACUAAAUCAGAAUAAUCUCUGCACUGUCUGUGGCGAACUGCCGGAAGCUCACAUUUACUUUUUUGCACACUAUCGAAAGCAGCUUUCCAUUCAAGUCAAACAGCUUCCAGGAGAUAAAGUUUUGCCAGGUGAAACAGAAGGAAAACUUUGGAUGUGGAGUCGUUGCAGUAAGUGUAAAUCUACAGGAGGACCUUCAAAGUCCACAAAAAGGGUGCCGAUCUCUACAGCCGCACGUGGCUUAUCAUUUGGGAAGUUUUUGGAGCUUUGUUUCUCUGAUGACACUCUACUUAGUAAAUCACCAGUCUGUGGUCAUUCAUUGUUUGGGGACUUCCUCUACUUCUUCGGACUGGGCAACAUGGUUGCUAUGUCCAGAUAUUCUGAGGUAGCAAUCUAUACGGUCUCUAUGCCUCCUCAGAAAUUGGAGUUCAACAGUUCAAUGAGACAAGGUCAUUUCAUCAGAGAAACUGAAAAUGUUUACACGAAAGGGGUGUUACUUUUCACUGAGAUUGCACACUCUCUGAAGAAGAUCAUAUCUGAACGUAAAAGUUCAAAUGUAAACCACCCUCAAGGCUUUCCCAAUGACUUUUCUUUUGUUGAAGAAAUGUUAAACGAAGAACGAUCAGAAUUUGAGAUAAAUAUUCAAAAUUCUCUUACAAAGAAAGGAAACCCGGACUUUCUCAAUUUGAAUCGAUUGCUCUGGGACCUGUUGCUAGAAUCAUGUAUUUGGGAUAGACGCCUGCAAUCAUUAGCAUCAUUGGGUGUUACAACAAACUCUGGCAGCUCUGAAAUUGUUGAGCCAGAACCACUUCUGUUGAAGAUGAAUAGCAACAUCGAUGUUGGACCUGAGGAAUUAGAAUCAAUUGCAGAAAAUGAUGAAACAAAAGUUCAGCAAGAUAUAUCCUUGGAUGAAAAUGUAUUGCCUCUGAAAGAAAUUACAGUUGAAGGUUCGGAUGGAGAGUCGGGUGGUGAUGAACUUAAUUUACCUUCAGCGAUUGAAGUCACGGAGAUACCGAUUAUAGAUGAUCCGAGCCCCAAAAAACUUUCUCGCCAAGGGACUUUGUCAAAUGGCUUUGACUAUCAUCAUUCGGAUUACGAAGAUUCUCAAGUAGGAAGAGUUCUGUCAUCUGGUGAUUUGCAUAUAGAUAGGACAAUUCCAAUUUCAAUAGGUGAUUCGACCCUCAGCAAAUUGUUUUGCACACCAUUUUCAGAGAUCCGGCAGAUGCACUUGAGGGACAUCCAGAGAAGCUACUUUCCCGAACUCAAAUCCAUCAGUAGCUAUACUCCAAAACUCUUACCCGCAGCCUCUGACUUCAUCCAUGAAGAAGGACAGAAGCUGCACAUUCAUCUUGCUAAUGAUAAUUUUGUUGUUUCAGACUAUGAGGGUGAACUCUCGAGCAUAGUUGCUUGUGUACUUGCUUUGUUGAAAGAUCAACCCUUUCAAACAGAUUCUCAUAAUGAGGAUAGCAAGGGAGAGGGAGGAGGCGCUUUACAACCAGCUUUGAGUUCACGAAGCCUCAAUAAAGUUCCCUCAAACGGAUCCUCAGAUUCAGACUCGAGCAUCUCUUCAGAAGAAUAUCGGUUCUCAAGUUUUGACAGGUUAAAUUUGUUAGAUUCUCUUGUUUCAGAAACUUUCAAGCGAUCAGAUUAUGAAGGGGUCAUAAAGUCACUAGCAAAGGGAAAAUAUCUUGUGAAUUGCCCAUAUAUCAAUCAGUUUCGUGAUCUUCGGAGUCGAUGCUGCCCGUCUGAGCUCCAUUUCAUAGCUUCCUUGAGUCGUUGUAUAAACUGGAAUGCAAAAGGUGGGAAGAGCAAAUCUUUUUUUGCCAAGACACUUGAUGACAGGUUCAUUAUCAAAGAAAUUAAAAGGACUGAGUAUGAUUCAUUUAUGAAGUUUGCUCCAGAGUAUUUCAAGUACAUUAAUGAAUCAUUUGACAUGGGGAACCAGACAUGCCUUGCUAAAGUAGUUGGAAUCUAUCAGGUAACGGUGAGAGAGCCGAAGAGUGGGAAAGAGAUGAGACAUGAUUUGAUGGUUAUGGAGAACCUCAGUUUCGGUCGCAACAUAAUUCGCCAAUAUGAUCUUAAAGGAGCUCUACAUGCUCGAUUUAAUCCAGCUACCAACAAUUUUGGUGAAGUCCUCUUAGAUCAGAACUUUGUGAAUGACAUGAACUCAUCUCCCCUCUAUGUGAGUAAUCGAGCAAUGCGUCGGCUGCAACGGGCGAUUUGGAAUGAUACCGCUUUUCUCAAUUCGAUAAAUGUUAUGGAUUAUUCUCUGCUCGUUGGGGUUGAUGCCGAAAAGAAGGAACUUGUAUGUGGGAUAAUCGAUUACCUUAGACAAUACACCUGGGACAAGCAACUAGAGACAUGGGUGAAAUCAUCCCUCAUACCGAAAAAUGUACUUCCCACCGUCAUUUCUCCGAAAGAGUACAAGAGGAGAUUUAGAAAGUUCAUGUCAGCACAUUUCUUGAGUGUCCCAGAUCAUUGGUGCAUGCAGCAGAAUCUCCCUGGGCCUUGGGACCUUUUUGACACUGCAGAUCCUGCUUCUUCUCAUAGGACGAACGCGGAUGAAAAUGAUGCGUCUUCGUAAAGUACAAAGGAGCUCGGUUUUUCGUAAAUGUGGAUUGAUGAAGGGAAGGUGUUCUCUCCUCAUGACCUGUUUUGACUAAAGUUCAGCUGCUUCAUUCUGCUUGCAAGUUCAUUCUAUAUUGUAAAUAGAUGGCUGACAUGCCAUUCAGUUUUAUCAUGAGUUUGCCCUGAUAUUCUGCAAAUUUUUUGUUAGCAAAAGUCUAGGGUGGUGAAAUUACUGGUAGGUUGCCUAGUUGAGGGGCAAAAAGGUAAUUGUGUAGUUAAAGUGUAUAGGUUAUAUAGUAGCUGAAGAUUUCUUAAUUCUUGUGAAAAGAUAUAAAUCUUCAUCUAUCUGAGAUGUAUUAAUUGAUGAUCUUCAUUCAUUUUCACAAAGUAAAUCAAAAAUAUAUAAAUCUUUUUCUUCUACUUC
Molecule: messenger RNA, 5439 nt
Organism: Cucumis sativus (cucumber)
Lineage: Eukaryota; Viridiplantae; Streptophyta; Magnoliopsida; Cucurbitales; Cucurbitaceae
Product: putative 1-phosphatidylinositol-3-phosphate 5-kinase FAB1D
Exons: 13
Coding region: 295-5031 (1578 amino acids)
Biological process (GO): phosphatidylinositol phosphate biosynthetic process
Cellular component (GO): endosome membrane
Molecular function (GO): 1-phosphatidylinositol-3-phosphate 5-kinase activity; ATP binding
Source: RefSeq, a predicted model, not a curated record